This is a messenger RNA of Dendrobium catenatum, 1732 nucleotides long. RefSeq names its product UDP-glycosyltransferase 75C1. NCBI's taxonomy places the organism in Eukaryota, Viridiplantae, Streptophyta, Magnoliopsida, Asparagales, Orchidaceae. The coding region runs from base 121 to 1542 and encodes 473 amino acids. The record is from RefSeq and is a predicted model, not a curated record. The transcript has a single exon. Gene Ontology annotation, molecular function: UDP-glycosyltransferase activity.
UAUCCCACCCCUUAUUACACCAAAUAGAAGCCUCCCACUCAAAUCGACUCACAACAAUGUGUGGCCGCUAGAACUAAAGACUUAUCCAAACCAAAGCUUCUUCCUUUCCGCCGGUGACCAAUGGAGCAACAACCGCCUUCGCCGCCGCCGCCGACGAAGAAACCACAUUUCUUAGUCAUAACCUUCCCGGCGCAAGGCCACCUCAAUCCAGCUCUCCACCUCGCCAAACGACUCGCCUCCUCGACAACCGCCGACGUCACCUUCUGCACUGCCACCAUGGCUCACCGACGAAUGUUCCCUUCUCUCCCUUCCCCCACCUCCCCAAUCCACCACAACGGCAUCACUUACAUCCCCUUCUCAGACGGCUCUUCGUCUUCCUCCAGUCACCACCCCAGCGAUGCCGAUCUUCGCUCCUUCAUGUUACAAAUCAAACAACUCGGCUCCAACCAUCUCACCUCCAUCCUCCGAGAUUUCGCCACCUCCGGCCGCCCCGUUACCUGCCUGAUAUACACAAUCAUGCUCCAAUGGGCCGGUGAUGUCGCUAGCGACCUAGGCGUCCCCUCCGCCCUCUACUGGAUCCAAGCCGUCACUGUUCUGUCCAUAUACCACCAUUUCUUCGACGGGUACGAAUCCCUCAUCGUCUCCCACGCCAAAGAUCCCUCUUUUCCAAUCUCUUUCCCCUCCCUCCCCCUCUUCCAAAUUCGUGAUCUUCCAAGCUUCGUCACCAUCACGUCUCCUGAGGAGCCGUUCUUCGACAUUCUCGAUGGCCUACGCAAUUUGUUCGACGAUUUGUCUCGGAGAAGACGAGCAGGGGGGAAGCCGAGGGUGCUUGUGAACUCUUUUGAUGAGCUGGAGAUGAACGCUCUGGCAUCCAUGGAAGAGUAUGCGGAGUUAAUCACGGUAGGACCGGUGGUGCAGGAGGCGGCGGAAGGGGAAACUGGCGACAUGUUUGACGAGGACGAGAAGAAGUACAUGGAAUGGUUGGAUUCACAGGAAAAUAAAUCAGUGGUGUAUGUGGCGUUUGGAAGCGUUCAUAAGAUGAGUAAGGAGGAAAUAGAGGAAAUUGGUAAAGGCUUAAUAGAAAGCCAAAGACCCUAUCUUUGGGUUGUGAGGAAGGAUAGCAGAUGGGAAGAUGUGAACUUUGACGGUGAAGAGAAGCAGGGGAUGGUUGUGGAAUGGUGCCAACAGGGGAAAGUGCUUAGGCACAAGGCCGUGGGAUGCUUCGUAACGCACUGUGGUUGGAAUUCGACGGUGGAGGGUUUAUUUCACGGCGUCCCAGCGGUGGCGAUGCCGACUUGGUCGGAUCAGGUAACGAACGCGUGGUUGAUGGAGAGGGAGUGGGGGACGGCGGUAAAGGCGGAGGUGGGCGAGAAUGGGCGGGUCGGGCCGAAGGAAUUGGCGAGAUGUUUGGAGAUUGUGAUGGGGGAAGGGGAGAGAGGGGUACAGAUAAGGAUGAAAGCGGAGAUGUGGAAGGAGAAGGCGAGGAAGGCGGUUAGUGAAGGAGGGUCUUCAUGGAAGAAUCUGAAGGCCUUUGCUUGCUGAAAAGAUGAAGCAAGCUGUUUUAGCUUUUGAAUAAUUCAUGAUGCGCAGAGAAAUUCAUGCGCAUUGGCUUGGAGUUUCUCUCUUGUUUCUAUGAUUCUGAUUUGUAAUUUGCUUUAUUGCAGUUAUAACCAGUUCUCCAUGGAUUGAUCCUUCUCUAAUUCUUAGAUCAGUAUUCGUUUGGUAAUAAAAA